AUGACGAUUAAAAAGCAGCGGCUGGGCGAGUACCGCAAGUCAAUGGCAACUAACCCUCUUUUGCUCUUCCCUCCUGUCGGUCGGCCACUGGUCCGCGGAUACACCUUGCCCGGCCCGGACUUUGUGUAUGGCAUGAAAAAUAUUGAUGAUCCAGCAGGAGCCGCCGGAGCCAUGAGACAAGAUCACGAUAUUUGUAAAAAGGCGAGCCACCACACCCUUGCGAAGGAUUUCAUCGCGCUCAACCGCGAGUCGAUCAAGAACGGGCUUGUUACCGAGAAGGAGCAGAAGCAGUUCCGCAAGACGCAUGAUAUCAGACGCAAAAACAGCCAGAACCAGGGCAAGAUCAGUGACACUUCUCCACCUGACAUAUACUUUGGCGUCCCGACCAGGCCCUCGACCCCUAUUUUUGACCUUCUUGAACACAAAUACCAAACAAUUUGGACUGAGCAGCAGCUUCAGCGCGAAGAUCGCUCCAAAGAAGCCUCAACCGUCAAACAUCGCAUUGGCAAGAACAAGAACGGUGACAUCGUCGUCUUCGAGACCAAGGCUUCGCAAAUGAGAAAAGCUCAACACAUCGUAGAAGACAAGGGUCUCUGGCAAAUGUCAAAAUUCAAAAGGUCGGACCUCAUCUCAAGACCUUCCGAUCUGAUUCUGAUCGAGAUGCUGCUUUUGAGGCUCACAUGCACGAUCGAAGCGGCCGACAAGGCAUUCAAGGUCACGGCGUCUAUCAACCUUCUAAGUCCUAAUCAUCUGCUUAUUUACAGUCACUGA
Messenger RNA from Oikopleura dioica, 771 nucleotides. The record is from the annotation of a GenBank genome assembly. Lineage: Eukaryota; Metazoa; Chordata; Appendicularia; Copelata; Oikopleuridae.